UGAUGGACUCGGUCGCCGCCCCGCAACCGGCCUACCAUGACUUGAUAUCCGACCUCUAGCUGGUUAUCCUCUAGAAUGCUGACCCCCGUCCGCUGCCGGGCGGUACCAAAUGCGACUGUUGCGACCGCCGCCCGAGUCCUCCGCCGUGCCAACCUCUUUUCCCGAUACCCUCGACAACUACGACACCUACGAUGGGACUCGACCGUCGCCCAAGUGCUCGAGCGCAACGGCCUCGCCAUCCCCUCCACCGCGCGCCAUAACGAGAUCGGUGUUCAGCAGCUGAGCGAGCACCUCUACAAGCAGCUCUUCCCCCGCGGAAACACCGACCCUCCGGCCCCCGAACUCAUUGAGCUGGCCAAGGAUCACCUCGCCCGUCACGACUUGCUGGGAAAAACUACCGACAAGACCCCUCCCAUUGCCUUUCAACUACCUGCCUUGGUAGGCGAGACCCUCGACGAGCACUUCCACAAGCUGGGCGUCGACGCCGCCGAACCCUUCCUCACCCAUGCCAAGCACUUCGCAGACGUCGACCUACCUCCCAAGCCGAAAAAGUGGGUGCGUAGGAGUGGUUGGACCAAGUACAACCGUGAUGGCACGACAGAGAACGAUAUUCUGCCCCAGGGCAACAUGAUGUGCUUCGAUGUGGAGGUCAUGUAUAAGGAUAACCCCUAUGCUGUCAUGGCAUGUGCUGGUACUCCGGAUGCCUGGUAUGCUUGGCUGUCGCCGUGGCUGCUUGGAGAGACGGAAAACAAGUGCCAUUUGAUUCCGAUGGGAGAUCCAGCUGUCGACAGGGUUAUCGUGGGACACAACAUUGGCUAUGACCGUGCCAAGAUACUGGAGGAAUACGACUUGAAGCAGACAAGGAACUUCUUUCUCGACACCAUGUCUCUACACGUUGCUGUGAACGGAAUGUGCUCCCAACAAAGGCCGACAUGGAUGAAGCACAAGAAGGCCAGAGAACUACGGGAGAAGGCAGAGCAUGAAAAUGCCAGUGUCGAACUGCAAGAACUCUUGCAAGGCGGUUCGCUUACUGCUGAGGAGGCUGACCUCUGGGUUGACAAAAGCUCCAUCAACUCGCUACGAGACGUGGCCCAGUUCCAUCUCAACGUCAAGAUCGAUAAGGAAAUCAGGGAUGUUUUCGCCGAAACUGAUCGGAAUGUGAUUCUGAACCAGCUGGACCAUCUCCUGACUUACUGCGCGGCAGAUGUUCAAGUCACACAUCAAGUCUACCAGGUCGUCUUCCCCAACUUCCUCGGGGUCUGUCCUCACCCCGUCAGCUUUGCCGCUUUACGCCACCUCGCUUCUGUCAUUCUGCCUGUCAACAAGACUUGGGAUGCUUAUAUCGAGACAGCUGAGGCAACUUACCUUCAAAUGUUACACGGCGUCCAGGAGCGCCUUCUCUCUCUGAUGGAGAAGACAUUGGAUUAUAAGACUGACCCCGAGAAAUAUCUCGCUGACCCUUGGUUGAGCCAGUUAGAUUGGUCGGGGCAGGAGAUCAAGAUGGCCAAACCAAAGAAGAAGGGUGACGUGGAACGGCCAGCCCUGAACCAGAAACUACCAGGAUACCCCCAAUGGUACAAGGAUUUGUUCAUAAAGAUUCCUAAGAAGCUCUCGGGCAUGGACGAACCUGGCAAAGAACAGGAAAGUAGGAAGGCUCGACACGAGUUCAUCAAUCUCACCGUCCGUACACGGGUAGCCCCGUUGCUCCUCAAACUAUCGUGGGAAGGCUAUCCCUUAUUCUGGUCCGAUCAGUUUGGCUGGACGUUCCAGGUUCCUCGAGAAAAAGCAGAGACCUUCAUUCAGCGCCAGAUGACACCUAUUCAUUUUGAUGACCCGGAAGUUGAUGACCGACUUAGGAUGGAUUCCGAUCACAAGUACUUCAAACUUCCUCACAAAGAUGGCCCGACUGCUAGAUGUGUCAACCCGAUGGCCAAGGGCUAUCUUGCCUACUUCGAAAAGGGUAUCCUCUCUUCCGCGUACCCGUACGCAAAGGAGGCAUUGGAGAUGAAUGCUUCUUGUUCGUACUGGAUCAGCGCUCGAGAAAGAAUCAAGAACCAGAUGGUUGUCUAUGAAGAUCAACUUCCUCCUUCUCAGAGGUUUGCCACCAAGGGCGCAGAUAAUGACGCCCCUGUUGGAGGAUUUGUUCUUCCCCAGCUCAUCCCCAUGGGUACCAUUACUCGUCGUGCGGUCGAGAGGACGUGGUUGACGGCAUCCAACGCCAAGAAGAACCGUGUUGGAUCAGAGCUCAAAGCCAUGGUUCGCGCACCGCCGGGUUACGCCUUUGUCGGUGCCGACGUUGACUCGGAAGAACUUUGGAUUGCGUCGGUGGUUGGAGAUGCCACUUUCAAACUGCAUGGUGGCAAUGCCAUCGGCUUCAUGACCCUCGAGGGUACCAAAUCCCAGGGCACUGAUCUUCACAGUCGAACGGCAGCCAUUCUGGGCAUCACCCGUAAUGACGCAAAAGUGUUCAACUACGGCCGUAUCUACGGUGCCGGUCUAAAGUUCGCUUCUCAGCUUCUCCGGCAGUUCAACCCUAGCUUGACCGAGGCGGAAACGACUGCCAUCGCGACCAAGCUCUACGAUGCUACCAAGGGUGCUAAAACCAACCGCAAGUCUCUCUACAAGCGACCAUUCUGGCGAGGCGGCACCGAGUCCUUCGUGUUUAACAUGCUUGAAGAGUUUGCCGAGCAAGAGCGUCCUCGUACCCCUGUUCUCGGUGCGGGCAUCACAGAGGCCCUCAUGAGCCGCUGGGUUAGCAAGGGAGGUUUCCUGACCUCGCGUAUCAACUGGGCCAUCCAAUCUAGUGGUGUCGACUACCUUCACUUGCUCAUCAUCGCUAUGGACUAUCUCACCCGCCGCUUCAACCUCGCCUGUCGUCUGGCCAUCACCGUGCACGACGAAAUCCGUUACCUCGCCGAGGAACACGACAAAUACCGAGUAGCCAUGGCACUGCAGAUUGCCAACCUGUGGACCCGCGUCAUGUUCGCGCAGCAAGUCGGUAUCCAAGAUCUGCCUCAGUCCUGCGCCUUCUUCAGCGCUGUGGACAUCGACCACGUCCUCCGGAAGGAGGUCGACAUGGAUUGUAUCACGCCUAGUAACCCGAUACCCAUUGCGCACGGCGAGAGCAUCGAUAUCUUCCAAAUUUUAGAGAAGGGAGACGAAGCAAAGUUGGAUGAGAGCGUUGUCCCAGACUCACAGUAUGCGCCUCGGCUGGACAACAUCAAGUACACGCCUCGUGUGCCUGUGAUGCAGACACUCCUCCAGAGGGCCGAGGCCGGCGAUCACCAAGCUUUCCUUCGGUUCAUCCGGGCACAGAUUGCCAACUCUGAUGAGGAACUGAAGGAGAUUAUCGCAGAGACGAGAUAUAGCGACCCAUAUGGUGCUGAUUAUCUGACGCCUAAUGGACGAGUACCUGUCAACCAACAUAAGCGGCACGCCGCUGUACAGGCUCCGACAAAGACUGUUGCGGCUCCUUCAAAACCUUCCAUCGCAAGCCGUCUAGAUUCUGCUUCCACCGCACGCCGUCUUGAUUCCGUCUCGGAGGCAUUAAGAAUAGAGUCUGUCGCAGCUGGUGUUGAUGAACACACCAUCAGAGCAGCCAAAGCCCAGGGUAAAGCCAUGACGGAGGCUAAUGCUGCCAGACUCGCUGCCACCAAGAAGGCCACAGUCCCCAAUGUUGCAAGCAAGGAGAUGAAGGUGGCGGCUUCCAAGGCCGCGGGUAAGGAGGCUACUACUUCCUCAUCUUUACCUCCAUCCUCUAAACCCAAAGCUGCAACCACAACAACUACAACAACCACCAAGAAGGCUACGUCUCCUCCACCCUCAUCACAGGUCGAUGUGAAGAAGACCACAUUCGCACCAAAGUCGAUCCCUAAGGAGGAAACUAAGGAAACCAAGUCAACCCCCAAGAAGGAAACCAAAGAGGAACCAUACCCUUCCCUCAACGAACCCGAAAUCGCCGCCCGCCUCGAAGCCGUCUCCAAGACUUCGCCCGGGACCAAGGCCUCCGUUGCCGCGAAGCUAGACGCCCUUGCCUCCCUCUCCAUGCGGGCCGCUGCGGCUGCUGAGGCUGCCGCCACCACCACCAGCAUCACCAGCACCACCAGCACCACCUCCUCCACCGCCGCCGCCGCCGCCGCCGCAAAGCCGCCAACCGUCACUCCCAAGAUUGAGAAACCCACCACGGCAGCAAAACCCACCCCUACUCCCCCAACCAAGAGAUCCCUUCCUUGGACGAAAACCACACCAACCACAACACCAAAACAAAAAGGCCGUCCACGCACCACCCCCAUCCUCCCCUACACCGCCCCCAAGAAGAACUUACCCAACGGCGCGUUUUCCAAGGAGCAGAAGGAACUGAUGUCCGUGUCGGAGGCUGUACGGACUGCUACGGCUGCGGGGGGUAAUGCUACGGCGACGGCUGUUAAUGAGAAUGAAAAGAAGAAGACAGGGACUUCUUCGGGUUCAAGUUGGACUGCAACAAAAAAAGAUCCGUUUGGUCCCGAGGUUUGGUUUCCUUGAGAAACUGUAGUAGUGUAUUCGGGUAGUGGGCUUGAGUAGUGUACUCGGUGUCGGAGGCUAUGCGGGCUGCUAAUUCUACGGCUACGGCUAAUGCUGCGAGCGUGGAUGCAGGUGCAGCAGGUGCGGGUGCGGUUGGGGUGGGAGUUGAUGGGAAGAAGAGAAGACUUGGAAACCAUUUGGUUAUGUUUAAGUGAUAUAUGAGCAGUGGAAGUAAAGUUGGAAGGGGGGUGCGUGGGUGAAUGUAAAGUAUGUAUGUAUGAUUGUGGAAGAGAGAGGUGUGUAGGACUGUACUGUGUAUGAAGGAACUGUGUCGUGUCGGGGGAGGGAGUUGGCACUCGGCAUCUUGGGGCGUUUUUUUUUUUUUUUUUUUU
Molecule: messenger RNA, 4892 nt
Organism: Neurospora tetraspora
Lineage: Eukaryota; Fungi; Ascomycota; Sordariomycetes; Sordariales; Sordariaceae
Product: DNA polymerase gamma, mitochondrial
Exons: 2
Coding region: 76-4521 (1481 amino acids)
Biological process (GO): mitochondrial DNA replication
Cellular component (GO): mitochondrion; gamma DNA polymerase complex
Molecular function (GO): 3'-5' exonuclease activity; DNA-directed DNA polymerase activity; DNA binding
Source: RefSeq, a predicted model, not a curated record